AUGAAAGGCUUCACUGCUUUGGUCUUCAGUCUGGCAGCCAUGACUGCAUGGGUAGUCACUGCAGAUGCCAAGGAGUUAUCCAUCACCACUAUAAAGCAAGACCCAUACACCAUGAGCAGAGGCUCUGAGCUGGAGGGCUACUGCAUCGACCUGAUCUCUGAGCUGUCCAAGAAGCUGGGCUUCAGCUACAAACUGCACCUGGUGAGGGACAACCGCUACGGAGCCAUUGACUCCAGCAGCAGCUGGAAUGGUAUGAUUGGUGAGAUCAUCAGAGGGGAGGCUGACCUGGCUGUGGCCCCGCUGACCCUCACUGCGGUCAGAGAGCAGUUUGUGGACAUGACCACCCCCUUCAUGCAAACGGGAAUUGGCUUCAUCCUGCGCAAAGACUUGGCCUCUGAAGAUAGCACCUUCAGCCUGCUUUCACCCUUCUCCACCGACAUGUGGGUUGGCAUCCUCAUCGCAUUCCUGCUAACAGGUCUCUGUAUAUUCCUGGUGGGCAGGAUCAGUCCCACUGAAUGGUCUGAGCCGGACGUAGAGGAGCACAGUUUCACAUUGCUGCACAGCUUCUGGUACAUCACAGGAGCUCUCACCUUGCAAGGUGCCGGUCCUCAUCCUAAAGCCCUGUCUGGACGUCUAGUCAGUGCCAUCUGGUGGAUGUUUGCUUUAAUGCUGCUGGCCUGCUACUUAGGCAGCUUCAAAUCCAUGUUGCACUCCAACAACAAACAUGUCUCCAUCAAGAGCUUUGAAGACCUCGCUAACCAGGAUGUGAUCGAUUAUGGCACAGUCGAUGCUGGAUCAACCAUGCUUUUCUUUAAGAAUUCCAACAACCCAAUUUACCGGCGUAUCUACCAGAACAUGGAGCGUAAGAAGAGCUAUGUGUACAGCAUGGAGGAAGGCAUUCGCCGCACCCAGGAGGGAAACUUUGCUUUCAUUGGUGAAGCAGUGUCCUUGGACCUGGCAGUGUCUCGCUACUGUAAAAUGACCCGAUCACAGGAAAUCAUUGCUAUGAGAGCCUACUCCAUCGCAGCUCCUCUGGGAUCACCGCUGGUCAAAAACCUAACCAUGGCCAUCCUACAGCUCAGUGAGUCCGGUGAGCUAACAUACCUGCGGGACAAGUGGUGGGCCAGCAGCUGCGUGGGUGCCAAUGGGGACCACACCUCCGAGGCCCUGCAGCCCCACGACCUGAGGGGCCUCUUCCUCUUCCUGGGCCUGGGACUGGGUGUCGGGCUACUGCUGGCCCUAAUGGAGCUCUUGUCCAGGGCCCGCAACCAAGCUAAGGAUGGCAAGAAAUCAUGCUGCUCGGUGUUGACAGCAGAGCUGAACCGGAGGUUUGGCAGUGGAGGGGAGAGCGCAGAGCAAGACAGCUCAGAAAAAAGCAAAGCCUAA
Molecule: messenger RNA, 1386 nt
Organism: Xiphias gladius (swordfish)
Lineage: Eukaryota; Metazoa; Chordata; Actinopteri; Istiophoriformes; Xiphiidae
Exons: 9
Coding region: 1-1386 (461 amino acids)
Biological process (GO): monoatomic ion transport; synaptic transmission, glutamatergic; modulation of chemical synaptic transmission
Cellular component (GO): dendritic spine; postsynaptic membrane; AMPA glutamate receptor complex
Molecular function (GO): AMPA glutamate receptor activity; transmitter-gated monoatomic ion channel activity involved in regulation of postsynaptic membrane potential
Source: RefSeq, a predicted model, not a curated record